GCUAGAAGAUGGCGGAUGACAUGUUAUUCGGAGACAUUGCUUUAUUUGAUGAAUUUGAAAAAGAAAGAGAACCGUCUGGGUCCUUUUUGAUUUACGAAAAUGAAGAGGGUACUGUCACAAAUGACAGCAGGUUUGUGUUUCAAGAAAAUAGCGAAUCAUCGUCUGAUUCAGAGGACGAACAGAAACAGAAAGUAGAAGAGAACUCUGUAGCCUAUGCCGUUGGAAAAAUUAAAAAACAAAGCGCGAAAAGCGCACCUACAAACGGAAAUAAGGCUUCUUCAGACGGAGAAUCUUCCGAAGAAGAUGACGCGACUCCAGUUGUAAAUGAGGACAGACUCAGCCAUGCUGCCAAUUACAAACUGAAUUUUGAAAGAAACAAGUUCAAAAGAUUCUGCAACAUCUUAGAUUCAACAAGGUAA
Messenger RNA from Mya arenaria, 419 nucleotides. RefSeq lists its product as uncharacterized. The transcript has 2 exons. The record is from RefSeq and is a predicted model, not a curated record. The coding region runs from base 9 to 419 and encodes 136 amino acids. Lineage: Eukaryota; Metazoa; Mollusca; Bivalvia; Myida; Myidae.